This is a messenger RNA of Raphanus sativus (radish), 3108 nucleotides long. Its product is annotated as probable glutamyl endopeptidase, chloroplastic. The coding region runs from base 64 to 2910 and encodes 948 amino acids. Gene Ontology annotation, molecular function: serine-type endopeptidase activity. Lineage: Eukaryota; Viridiplantae; Streptophyta; Magnoliopsida; Brassicales; Brassicaceae. Gene Ontology annotation, biological process: proteolysis. The record is from RefSeq and is a predicted model, not a curated record. The transcript has 11 exons.
GAAUAAGGGGGAAUCAGCAACCAUCGCAUCGCACUUUAAAAAAAGAAGUGAGAAUAAUAAAAAAUGAUGCGGUUUCAAAGAGCUUAUCAUCGUUUAUCUCUCUCUCCUCUCUGCCAUUCAUCUCCGCCGUCUGCUUCUCUCCUUCUACUACCUCCCAAGCUUUCCACUCUCCGUUUCCCUAGAGUUCGACGAUUCGCCUCCGGGAACUCUCUGAUGUCUUCUCGUGCUGCUUCUAGGCUUCGCGUCCUCGCAUCUGUAUCUCCCGGAGCUGGAGAAGACGCUGGUGGUAGCAGCUCCAAUGGCUCAGCCUCACUCUCAGCCACCGCAACUGAAGAUGAUGAGUUGGCUUUAGGGACUGGAUAUCGUCUUCCUCCACCCGAGAUCAGAGAUAUUGUCGAUGCUCCACCAGUCCCCGCAUUGUCCUUUUCGCCACACAGGGACAAGAUCUUGUUUCUCAAGCGAAGAGCUCUCCCUCCCUUGGCAGAUUUAGCUAGACCCGAGGAGAAGCUUGCUGGCGUUAGAAUCGAUGGAUAUUGCAAUACCAGAAGCAGGAUGUCUUUCUACACUGGCUUAGGCAUCCAUCAGCUUCUCCCUGAUGGCACUUUGAGCCCUGAGAAGGAGAUCACUGGCAUUCCGGACGGUGGCAAGAUCAACUUUGUUACGUGGUCUAAUGAUGGUAAGCAUCUGGCUUUCAGCAUCCGGGUCGAUGAGAACGGGAAUAGUAGUAAGCCUAUUGUAUGGGUUGCUGACGUUGAGACUGGAGAAGCUAGACCACUGUUUAAGUCGCAAGAUAUUUAUCUGAAUGCGAUUUUUGAGAGUUUCGUUUGGAUUGAUAAUUCCACUCUGUUGGUGAGCACAAUCCCUUCAACUCGUGGAGACCCACCGAAGAGACCUUUGGUCCCGUCUGGUCCCAAAACUCUCUCAAACGAGAAGAAGACUGUUGUCCAAGUUAGAACGUUCCAGGAUUUGCUUAAGGAUGAGUAUGAUGCUGAUUUAUUCGACUACUAUGCCACAUCACAACUAGUAUUGGCUUCUCUCGACGGUACAUCGAAGGAAGUUGGGCCACCUGCAGUUUACACGUCGUUAGACCCUUCCACAGACCAUAAGUACUUGCUAAUUUCAUCACUUCACAGGCCAUAUUCCUUCAUUGUACCUUGUGUUAGAUUUCCAAAGAAGGUGGAAGUCUGGACCGCUGAUGGUAGAUUUGUAAGACAGCUAUGUGACUUGCCCCUAGCCGAAGAUAUUCCCAUCGUCGCCAAUAGUGUACGGAAGGGAAUGCGUUCCAUAAACUGGCGAGCGGACAAGCCAUCAACCCUCUACUGGGCAGAAACACAAGAUGGCGGUGAUGCCAAAGUGGAAGUUUCACCGCGUGAUAUAGUCUAUAUGCAGUCUGCGGAACCACUGGCAGGAGAAGAACCAGAAGUUUUGCACAAGCUUGAUCUUCGCUAUGGAGGCAUUUCGUGGUGUGAUGAUACAUUAGCUUUGGUUUACGAAUCAUGGUACAAAACGCGAAGGACAAGGACGUGGGUGAUCUCUCCUGGAUCUAACGAUGUCACUCCACACAUCUUGUUUGAUAGAUCAUCGGAAGAUGUGUACUCAGAUCCUGGCUCAACCAUGCUGAGGAGAACAGCUGCUGGAACGUACGUAAUAGCAAAGAUAAAGAAAGAAAAUGAUGAAGGCACUUAUGUCUUACUGAACGGAAGUGGGGCUACGCCACAAGGGAAUGUACCCUUCCUUGACUUGUUUGACAUAAACACAGGCAACAAAGAACGGAUAUGGGAGAGCGACAAGGAAAAGUAUUUCGAGACUGUUGUGGCCUUGAUGUCUGACCAGAAAGAAGGGGAUUUAAAAAUGGAGGAGCUGAAAAUUUUGACGUCUAAAGAGUCAAAAACUGAGAACACCCAAUAUUCUCUCCAACUUUGGCCUGACAGGAAAGUGCAACAGAUUACAAACUUUCCUCAUCCUUAUCCUCAGUUGGCUUCGUUACAGAAAGAGAUGAUCAGGUAUCAACGAAAAGAUGGGGUCCAGCUUACUGCAACACUCUACCUACCACCAGGCUAUGAUCCAUCAAAAGACGGCCCUCUGCCUUGCCUGUUUUGGUCUUAUCCUGGUGAAUUCAAGAGCAAAGAUGCUGCUAGUCAAGUCCGUGGCUCUCCAAAUGAAUUUGCAGGCAUUGGUUCUACUUCUGCCCUUCUUUGGCUUGCUAGAAGGUUCGCUAUAUUAUCUGGACCUACAAUACCUAUAAUUGGUGAAGGUGAUGAAGAGGCUAAUGAUAGGUAUGUAGAGCAGUUGGUUGCAAGUGCCGAGGCAGCUGUAGAUGAAGUCGUCAGGCGUGGAGUGGCUCAUCCAAGCAAAAUUGCUGUUGGGGGACACUCGUAUGGGGCGUUUAUGACUGCAAAUCUCCUUGCUCACGCUCCUCAUCUUUUCUCUUGCGGAAUAGCUCGAUCUGGCGCUUAUAACAGAACACUGACACCCUUUGGUUUCCAGAACGAGGACCGAACACUGUGGGAAGCUACCAACGUGUAUGUCGAGAUGAGCCCAUUCAUGUCAGCUAAUAAAAUCAAGAAGCCAAUCUUGCUCAUCCAUGGUGAAGAAGACAAUAACCCAGGAACUCUAACAAUGCAGUCUGACAGAUUCUUCAACGCACUAAAAGGACACGGCGCUCUUUGUCGCCUUGUGAUUCUUCCUCACGAGAGCCAUGGGUACUCAGCAAGGGAAAGCAUUAUGCACGUUCUCUGGGAAACUGACCGCUGGCUUCAAAAAUACUGUGUUCCAAACACAUCAGAUGCAGACACAAGUCCAGACCAGUCCAAAGAAGAAUCAGAUUCCUCAGAGAAAGUAGCGACUCCGACAGGAGGUGGUAACCCUGAGUAUGAAGAUCACUCCAAGAUUAGGAGAUCACUUCUCUGAGGUCUUUGUGUUUGGUAUGGCCACCAAAGGCAGAUACAGCAUUCGAAUGCACUUGCAGAAACAAUGCAACACGCUAUUUUUUUUCAUAAAACAUUCGUAUUGAUAAUAAUGCGUACAAAAAGGUAUUGGAUACUAAAAAACAAUUUCCAUGAACUACAAAUGGUCUUUUUAUCUAAAAAUAAUUAAAAUUUUAAUAUA